Molecule: messenger RNA, 1644 nt
Organism: Colletotrichum orchidophilum
Lineage: Eukaryota; Fungi; Ascomycota; Sordariomycetes; Glomerellales; Glomerellaceae
Product: ZnF3
Exons: 4
Coding region: 1-1644 (547 amino acids)
Biological process (GO): DNA-templated transcription; regulation of DNA-templated transcription
Cellular component (GO): nucleus
Molecular function (GO): DNA binding; zinc ion binding; DNA-binding transcription factor activity, RNA polymerase II-specific
Source: RefSeq, a predicted model, not a curated record
AUGCGGAAACCCUCGGCUUGUGCUGUGUGCCGGGCCCGCAGGCGUAAAUGCGAGACUCGUCAGGGCCUCACCGACUGCAUUUACUGCAGUGAGAGGGGUAUCAAGUGCGAUCAAAGACCUCCGGAGGGAGGUUACUAUGAGGAACGAGAGGCUCAGCGUAAAGAACGCCUGGAACAGCAUAAACUACAUCAGCGAAAUAGCCACCAGGAAGUCGUGGGUUCGUCGUCUAGAUCUCAUGCUGGUGGCUGGUGUGCCCGCUGUGAGACCACUUUGCAUGCCACACUGCCUAGCUUGCCGGUCCGGCUGGAUCUCGCGAGACUCUACUUUGACUACAUUCAUGACCAGUUCCAUUCUCUCUUCCAUCGGCCAACCUUCAUUGAGGAUGCACUCGGCGAUCGAGUGCCACAUGGCAUACUGUUUGGUAUCUGCGCGUUAUCCGCGAGGUUCUCAACCGACCCGGAAUUCGCAGACGUCGACCCUCGAGACAGAAGCCAUGCAUACAUACGAGCCGCAGAGGUGCAACUGAACCUCCGUGACAUAUCUCUACCAACGAUACAACUCUGCGUCCUGAUAGGGGCGGCCUUGACUGCCAAUGGCGACGGAGAAUCAGAAAACAUCUAUUACGGCGUCGCGUGCCGCAUGGCGCAGCUACUGGACCUGCCAGGCAGACCGGCAACCAGUCUCUUGGAACGAGAGAUCAACAUACGGGUCUGGUGGUCACUCUGCAUGAUCGACGUAUGGUCCUCCACCGCGGUGAAGUUGCCCAAACUGCUCCCAGCGAGAUCCGACAUCCCUCUGCCCAUGGAUGAUCUCCCGUUCCUCUCGUUGAGCCGCAGCGGUACUGGGGCCACGAGUGCAACGUUGGCCUCUCACAGCUCUCAGCUCCUCUCGCAGAUGGUUAGGCUCAACAGAAUCCUCCUGGACAUCACCGACUUCAACCAGCGUUGCGUAGCAGAGAACCCAGAAUGGGAUACUCUCGAGCAAGGCGUCGAGUCCCUGGGCACAAGAAUGGAGGACUGGCUCGCCGCGCUCCCGGCGAAUAUGCGGGACACCUCCGAGAACUUUGCCUGGUUCGCGGCCCGCGGUCUGGGCCGGACGUUUGCGGCCGUUUACCUGGGAUACUACCACUUUGGCCAGCUCCUCUACUACCAGUUUCUCUACGGCGCGGCGAUCACGACGGCCAUUAACCCGACUGCCUCGGCCUCCGUCGCAAGGAGAGACUCGUACGCAAAACGCUGCAAGCAACACGCGGCGCGGUUAUGUGAUAUGGUCUACCGCGCGCAGAUGACUGCAGGGUCGGACGUGCGGUACACGAUGACAGCGCAUGUGUUGGUCAUCGCUUCGACGGUACAGAUUCACACGCUCUUAUUCAGCGGUGUUGAGGCGGACAUCAAUGUGGCUCGAAGGCGGUUGGAGAGAAAUUUUGAGUUGCUGAUGCAGUUACGGUGUUAUUGGCCAACGACGGACCGGGCCAUCAGCCGUCUAAGGGCCUUCCACCAGACUGCGCGUACGAGCAUCGACACAAGUUUCGUGCUGGACCGUUGGAUGUUGAGGUUUCUGGUUGAGUUUGCGGAGCCAAUGGAGGAAAAGGAUCGCGGGGACGUGGAGGACAUAGAAUCAUUGUGGAUUGAGGGGCCCCGGUGA